Molecule: messenger RNA, 489 nt
Organism: Brassicogethes aeneus
Lineage: Eukaryota; Metazoa; Arthropoda; Insecta; Coleoptera; Nitidulidae
Source: the annotation of a GenBank genome assembly
AUGAUAGAGUCAAGCUCAGUUACAAAUGAUUUCGAUUCUUUAACACAUGAAGAUUUGCUGGAAAUAUCCCAAAGCAGUCUAAAAAGAUUGAUAACAACUGACACCUUACUACGGGAUUUACCGGUUGAUGUUACAGUCGAAGAGGUUACAUCUCAGAUUGCUUUGCUUCAAGGUCAAAGCAUAACAGUAACAGUUUAUCGAUAUUCAGAGAGUUCAUUAAAUGUAGUUAUACCCCAGCAAGGAGCAACUGUUUUAGACUUACGUAGAGCAAUUCAAAGGUGUUACACCUUGAAACAACAACGGCAACGUAGCAAAACGAAAAUCAGUUGGAAAUAUAUUUGGAAAACGUAUUAUUUGCAAAACGUUGAUACCAGACAGGUUUUGAGGGAUCACAAAAAAUACGUGUCUGACUAUGGAGUGCAAAACAGAUCUGUAGUAAGAUUCGUGAAAAAGUUGCGCAAAGAAAAUCCCUUUGAAAACAAUGUUUAA